Molecule: messenger RNA, 2173 nt
Organism: Nicotiana tabacum (common tobacco)
Lineage: Eukaryota; Viridiplantae; Streptophyta; Magnoliopsida; Solanales; Solanaceae
Product: NAC domain-containing protein 17
Biological process (GO): regulation of DNA-templated transcription
Molecular function (GO): DNA binding
Source: RefSeq, a predicted model, not a curated record
AGUGUCAGUCUCAAACCCCCCUAAAUUCCAAGAACCUUCCCAAAUUACCCACUCACUCUUCAAAUACCCCCAGGGUCCUGGCGGCUAGUAUUUUAUUCUCUCUUAUUUGACCAAAAACAAUAAAACCAAUCCCCAUUUGAACCCAUCGUCCUUCUUAUCCCUUCUUAGGGUUUCAAUUUUGAUCAAUUCUUGAGUUUGAUAUUUUCAAUCUCAAAUUCAUAGUUUUAGAAUACCCAUCUAGAUAUCAUUUUUGUGGUUGUAAUAUUUUUUUGGAUUGUUGAAGAGAUGAAGAUGUUGGAGUUAAUUGAUUCGGACUCGUUUGCAUGUUUUGGGUCGUCGAAGAAUGCGUUUCCACCUGGGUUUAGGUUUCAUCCGACAGACGAGGAACUUGUACUGUAUUACUUGAAGAAGAAGAUAUGUCGGAAGAGGAUUCUGCUGGAUGCCAUCGCUGAGACUGACGUGUAUAAGUGGGAUCCUGAGGACUUGCCUGAUCUGUCUAAAUUAAAAACUGGGGACCGGCAGUGGUUCUUCUUUAGCCCCAGAGAUCGAAAGUAUCCUAACGGAGCACGGUCAAACAGGGCAACAAAGCACGGGUAUUGGAAAGCUACGGGAAAGGAUCGAAUUAUUACGUGCAACUCACGUGCUGUUGGAGUUAAGAAGACCCUAGUCUAUUAUAAAGGCCGAGCACCAGUAGGCGAGCGAACAGACUGGGUGAUGCAUGAGUAUACUAUGGAUGAAGAAGAGCUGAAAAGGUGUCAGAAUGUCCAUGACUACUAUGCGCUUUACAAGGUCUUUAAGAAAAGUGGGCCUGGUCCUAAGAAUAAUGAGCAGUAUGGUGCACCUUUUAGAGAAGAGGACUGGGUUGAUGAUGAAUGUCCAAGUGCCAAAGCCUCUGUUCGCCCGGUUGAUGAUGAAUGCCCAAGUGCCAAGGCCUCUGUCCGCCAAGACACUUCCGCAAAGCAUGUCAACGAAGCUCCUUCUGUAGAUGGUGGACUUGAGGAGUUGUUGAACAAUACUGCAGAUGAGGCUGUGCUUGUUGAGCCACUUUGUGCCGACUAUGAUUAUGCCCUAGAGCAGCUUGUAUAUGAGGAAGAUACUGAAAGUACAUUGCUAGAUCAUUCAUCAAGGGAAGUUAAUUUUCCCAAUCAUAGUGCUGUGAUUGCCCCAGGCUGCCAGCAUUACCAUGUGAAGGAAAGCUUUGACCUGACACAGUCAGGCACGUCACAGCUACAGUUGCAUGAGGCACCAGAGGUCACAUCUGCUCCCGUUAGUUGGGAACAACAGCGGCAUGUGGUGGAAGAGGAUUUCCUUGAAGAUUAUCUGGAGAUGAAUGACCUUCUUGGUCCAGAGCCAAGCAUUCAGAACUUUGAUAAUCCGGAGCUGGGUGUUAAAAACUUUGAUGAGGCCGGACCAAGUGGUCAAAACUUUGAUAAGCCUGCUGGAAACUUCGAGGAUUUGCAAUUCGAUUACUUGGAUGGGUUGACAGAAUUUGACUUGUAUCAUGACACACCCUUUCUUCUUGAUGAUAUUAGAACAACUGAUGUGGGGCAAAUUACUGAACCAUACAUGAACAACUUUGUGAAUGGUGCUGUAAAUCCUGUUUCAACAACGUAUUUAAGCACUUUUCAGAAUGAAAUGGUGAACCAUCAGCCAAUGUACUUGAAUAAUGGAGAACAGAUUAGCAAUCAACUGUGGACACAUGAUCAAAGGUUUAACAUCUAUAACCCCAGUGAGGCAAAUCAGUUGGUUGUUCCUCCAGCUAUAUCAGGUGUUGUGUAUGAUAGUAAUUUGGCAAAUCAUCCUAUGGGCGCAAGUCAGAAUCAAAUAGUCAGACAGGAUGAUGGUACACCGUCAUGGUUCUCCUCUCAGUUGUGGGCCUUUGUGGAUUCUAUACCUACCACUCCUGCUGCAGCUGCUGAAAGUCCUCUGGUUAAUGGGGCUUUCAAGCGCAUGUCUAGCUUUAGUAAGUUGAGAAUAAACGCCAGGAACAUGAAUGUUGUGGCAGGUAAUACUGUAACUUCAAGCAGUUCGGGCAACUCUAAGAAUGGGGUUUUUUAUUUUUCUUUUCUUGGAAUACUUUGUGCAAUCUUAUGUGUGUUAGUAGGAACAUUUGUUAAAGUCUUUGGGAGAUACAUAUCCUCUUAAAUAUGCGAAGAAUUUUGGUGUUCUAUCA